Messenger RNA from Thermothelomyces thermophilus ATCC 42464, 1348 nucleotides. RefSeq lists its product as uncharacterized. The coding region runs from base 269 to 1090 and encodes 273 amino acids. Lineage: Eukaryota; Fungi; Ascomycota; Sordariomycetes; Sordariales; Chaetomiaceae. The record is from RefSeq and is a predicted model, not a curated record. The transcript is spliced from 3 exons.
CGGACACACUCUGGCCCAACGUCAGCCGAGUCGUGUGGACUGCUCUUCACUGCUUCGUAUAAUUACCUACACCUGCCUAGGUAGCUGCCUAGGUAAUUAUAUAAAAGAAACGAAAUGAUCCCGCGUGAAGAAUAAUAGUUACCGCACGACAACAUCCGAGCCUACCUAUUCCCUAUUACUUAUUUAAUAACUAUUACCACCCCGUUGAACCGCAACUCGAUCGAAGGAGUGAAUAUCAAUAACCAAGUGCCCGUAAAACAUCAGCACCAUGGUAUCCCAGGCAACAUCAGCGCAACCUAAAAUCACGCUAUACUGGCUCAAUGAUUCACGUGCUCAACGCAUCGCCUGGCUGUUGGAGGAGCUUGGCCUCGAGUACAACGUCAAGGUCUUCUACCGUGACGCCGACAUGCUGGCUCCUGACGAGCUUCGGAAGGUUCAUCCCCUAGGAAAGUCCCCCCUCGUCAGCAUCGCUCUCCCGGACGACCACCCGGCGGACCCGGCCAAGCAGGAGAAACAUCUUGUGCUGGCCGAGAGCGGCCUCAUCGUCCAGUACCUCACCGAGCACCUGGGCCGCGACACCUCUCUCGCCCCGAAGCGCUACCGCGACGGGCGCGAGGGCCAGCUCGGCGGCGAGACGGACGAGUGGAUGCGCUACCAGUACUACCUGCACUACCCCGAGGGCAGUCUGAUGCCGCCGCUGGUGCUGGGCCUCGUCAUGCGUAUCUUGCACGGCCCUAAGGUCCCCUUCUUCAUCCGCCCCAUCACGUCGAGCGUGGUGGACAAGCUGUUUGCCGUCUACCUAGGGCCAGAGAUAGCCAACCACCUGGCUUUCCUCGAGUCCCAGCUCGAGACGUCUCCCGGAAACGGCCAGUACCUCUGCGGACCCAGCCUGACGGCGGCCGACAUCCUCAUGAGCUACCCCCUGCAGGCCGCCAAGCAGAGAUUCGCCCAGGUCACCGCCGGCAAGGGCAAGGGGACGUUAGGAGACAACUUCCCAAAGGUCUGGGCCUACCUGAAGCGGCUCGAGGAAGAGCCCGGGUUCAAGCGGGCCGAGGCCCGAAUCAAACAGGAGCUGGAAAAGAAGCGCUGAAUGCCAAGUGUCACUCACCCCGAGAUCGCCGGCGUUGUCCGACGAUUGCCUAUCAACGUUUCUUAAUGGCCUAGCUGUGUAUACCCGUCUCGAAUCCCCGCUUAAUCAACUAAUUAAUAAUUUUCAUUGACUAUUGUUACUAUCGCAAGUACGAAAGAAUACGGACGGACACAGUGGGCCCCCCCUUUGUAACUGGCAUGUCAAGAGAGACUUCGCUAAUUAAACCCCUUUCAUAAUAUGACAACUUGUCGAACCCGG